Messenger RNA from Pseudonaja textilis, 3300 nucleotides. RefSeq names its product lysyl oxidase like 1 (gene LOXL1). The record is from RefSeq and is a predicted model, not a curated record. Gene Ontology annotation, biological process: peptidyl-lysine oxidation; collagen fibril organization. NCBI's taxonomy places the organism in Eukaryota, Metazoa, Chordata, Lepidosauria, Squamata, Elapidae. Gene Ontology annotation, molecular function: protein-lysine 6-oxidase activity; copper ion binding.
AAACUUGUGAACUUCAACUCCCAGAAAUGUCACAAGGGUGAGGGUGCUGCUUUGUUCCCUAUAGCACCUGAGCGCAGGAUGGAUGGAAGCUUAAGGAAAGAGAGAGAUGCGUGCUGGAAAUAAGGAGGAAUUUCCUGACAGUGAGAACAAUUCAUCAGUGAGAUGGCUGGUCUCCAGAAGUUAUGAAUGCUCCAACACUGGAAAUUUUAAAGAAGAAAUCAGAGAACCGUUUUCCUUGGAUGGUAUAAGCACUCCUGCCUUGGCAGGGGUGUGUGGAAUAGAAAACAUCCAAGGUCCCUUAGAGCCUUGUGAUGGUAUGAUUCUUUUGUGACUUUUUUUUAAAGCUUUUGCCAAAUAAUUUCUGUCGACUGAAAAGCAAACGGGAAGGACAUGCCUUUGUUCCGAGGUUCCCAACCAAGAAAAUAAAAUAAUAUUUGCGGGCUGAGAUGGAAGACGCAUGAACGAUUCUGUGCACAUUCUCCAAGCUUAAAAUCCUAGUGCAUGCUAUAAACUGUUUGGUUUGACUUGGAGAAGUUGUGACUGUCCCUUUUUUCCUUCACCUGGUUCCAGGAAGCCCAAGAAAGCUGGAUCGAGCGGCUCCUUCCUUGCCUAUUUCGGAAAUAUGCCACCUAAUUUCUCGCUGAACUUUUCUUUUCAGGCUAGAGGGAGAGAGUAACGCUGGAAGGCUAACCGUUGAAAACUGGCUGGUUUUAGGACCCUGUGAGCAGUUUGCUUGUAGAAGGUCCUAAAACAUCCCCAGCAUUUCUGAGAGCUGGUUGCUUAUUCAUUCAGAGCAGGAACAAAACCAUCCAGCAACUGAGAUCCACCAACUUCCUUUGCAAACAAGGGAAUGUAAAAAAGAAAGAAAGAAAGAAAGAAACCCAACACACAGAAGACCAAAAAAUCAAGGAAAACGUUUGAGGUUCUUCUCUCUCUUCUUCUCUCUCUCUCUCUCUCUCUCUCUCUCUCUCUCUCUCUUUCUCUCUCUCUCUCUCUCUCUCUCUCUCUUUCUCUCUCCCCUUUGCUCCAGAGCCUCAUUCUUUGCAGGCUUUUUUCCCUCCAUAACCUCAAGAUGAAAUUUUCUGAGAACUGCUGGGACGUCUUAGCAGAAGUGAGGAAUGGACAGCGUUGAGAUCGGCUUGCGGAGGGAAGCAGAGAAGGAAAGAAGCCAGUCCUUAGAAUUCAGCUCCGGGGGCUGUUUCACGGAGGUGUUUUCCUACUCCGACGAACGUCCACCAAGGCCAAGCCUGUUGAUCUCGGCCUCAACAUGACAGCUCACAGCUUCUGGGACCUCUGGGUAUUGAUGGGUUCUGCUGCCUUCUUGCUGGUCCGUGGACAAUAUCCACAACGGGGCAAUGCGGACAAUGGUCACUGGAGGCAGAUGAUCCAGUGGGAGAAUAAUGGGAGGCUGUACAGUCUCCUGAACUCCGGCUCGGAGUAUGUCCCGGCCAGCCACGUAAGAGCCGAGAGCAGCGCCAGAGUGAUGUUGGCCGAUGCUGCCACUAACCAAGGACAACGCACUGCAGGGAACACUCGAAGACAAGCGCCAACUUUACCCAUCAGGUCAGGAUCUGAUACAGUCCGGGGACAAACCAGGCACCCCUUUGGUUUUGGGCAGGUCCCAGACAACUGGAGAGAUGGAACCACCGGAGACAGUAGCUCCAACUCCCAUCGUCCUUGGUCCUCCACGCCUCGUCAACGGCAGGUGGGCGCUGCGUCCUCUUCCUCUUCGUACGUCGCGUUUGGGCAGCUCUACCCACAGGGCAGCUACCCUCAGCCCCCUUAUGCCAACCAGUAUGAGGCCUAUGACCCACAGGCGCCACGGGUGUAUGACGAGAGCCACAAUUACUACCGUACCACUGGGACGUGGGGCGGCGCUGUGGCAGCUGCCGCAGCCAGCGCUGGGGUGGUGAACCCUUUUCAACCCAGAGCGAGGUACGAAGAGUAUUCAGAGGAACAGAAUCCCUACCAAGCUCAACCCUAUGCCCCUGUCCAGGAGAGGCCAUAUGUGCCUCCUGCCCAACAGCUCCCAUCUCCGGAUGGCUUAGACAGACGGUAUUCCCACAGCCUCUACCACGAUACUGGAACUAGCUUUGACCAAAAUGUCCCGGAUUCCUACGCGUCUACCCAGAAUCAGGGCCAAGGCGUCCCUCUCGCAGACAACUUACAUGUCCACUCCGCAUCGCCUGCCAAUGCUGGUACCGGCUAUGGGAACGAGCCAUGGGUGAGGCAGUAUCCUCCUUUUGGGCAGGUUCCCGAACAGCCCUACAUCCCUGCCCGCAACGUGGAACCCCAGCCUCCUUUCCGGCCCUUAGACCCCCAAGGGGUCCCUCGGCCCGAGCCCUACCUUCCUAUCCGGAAUUCUGAAACUCCCCAGGUGAUUCCAGACAACCAAGGGGUCAACCAAGGCCGCAUGAGUGUGGGCAGCAUCUACAGACCAAAUCAGAAUGGACGCGGUCUCCCUGAUCUCGUACCUGAUCCAAACUAUGUCCAAGCGUCCACUUAUGUCCAGAGGGCACACCUCUACUCACUCCGCUGCGCAGCUGAAGAGAAGUGCCUCGCAAGCACGGCUUACACUGCAGAAGCGACCGAUUACGAUGUCCGCGUGCUACUGCGUUUCCCGCAGCGAGUGAAGAACCAGGGGACCGCAGACUUCCUGCCCAACCGAGCCCGUCAUACUUGGGAAUGGCACAGUUGCCAUCAGCAUUACCACAGUAUGGAUGAGUUCAGCCAUUAUGACUUGCUGGAUGCUACGACAGGGAAGAAGGUGGCUGAAGGCCACAAAGCUAGCUUCUGCCUAGAAGACACCACGUGUGACUUCGGGAAUCUCAAGCGCUAUGCCUGCACAUCACAUACCCAGGGUCUGAGUCCAGGUUGCUACGACACUUACAAUGCUGACAUAGAUUGCCAGUGGAUUGAUAUCACCGAUGUUCAGCCUGGGAAUUAUAUCCUUAAGGUUCAGGUAAACCCCAAAUAUAUUGUGAUGGAAUCAGACUUCACCAACAACGUGGUAAGGUGCAACAUUCACUACACCGGGCGCUUUGUGGCUACCACAAACUGCAAAAUCUCCCAGUCUUGAUUUCAACCAGGAUGGCAACAGCUCUCCUCACCUUGCUUAAUUGUCCUCUCUCGUCUUCUGCAAAAGCCUCUUGCAAGGUGAAGUUCGCUAGGAGGGAGUGGCUUCAUCACACCUGGAGCCUACACAGAAAUGGAAAUCAUUCCUCAGCUUCUUCUUCUCUCUCUCUCUCUCUCUCUUUUUUUUUUUUCUUUUUUGAGACUAUGUUAAAUGAAAUGUGUCAC